UAUUUGUCCCAUGGGAGUUUAUUUUGUAAUUUUGUCUAUUUCGUGACUUCAAUGUCAUCUCUGCGCAACGCAAUUGUGUCCCUAUUCAACAAACACCAAAAUUCCAAACAUGUUCAAUCCAUCAUCAUCACCUCUGGUGUAUACUCAAACCACGACGCCAUUUUCAUCACCAAACUCCUCCAAUGCGCGCCAUUCUCUCACACUCAAACCGCCUCUCUCUUCAACACCAUCCACACUCCCAACACUCGCCUCUUCAACAAACUCAUCGCAGCAUUCUCCACCAGUGCUCACCCACAAACAACCCUUCAUUGCUAUGCACGAAUGCGGCAAAAGGGUGUGGAGCCAGACCAACACACCUUCCCUUUGCUUCUCAAGAUGUUCUCAAAACCGGUUGUUGAAGACCCUUUUAUGAUUUAUGCUCAAAUUUUUAAACUUGGGUUUGAUCUUGAUCGUUUUGCUGGUAAUGCUUUGAUUUCAGCUUUUGCGAAUUCUGGGUUUAUUGGAAGUGCAUGCCAGGUGUUUGAUGAAAGUUCUGUGAAGGAUAUUAUUGCUUGGACUGCCUUGAUCAAUGGAUAUGUUAAAAAUGAUCUCCCUAGUGAGGCUCUUAAGUGUUUUGUGAAGAUGAGGUCGACGGGGACGGGUGUUGAUGCGCUCACUGUCGUUAGCGUUCUACGUGCAGCUGCGAUGGCGGGUGAUGAUAAUUUUGGAAAGUGGGUUCAUGGUUUUUAUGUUCAGGCAGGAAGAGUGCAAUUGGAUGGUUAUGUUUGGAGUGCUCUUAUGGAUAUGUACUUCAAGUGUGGUCAUUGUGAUGAUGCUUGCAAAGUGUUUGAUGAAAUGCCUUAUAGUUACAGAGAUGUUGUUUGUUGGUCUGUGCUUGUGGCUGGUUAUGUGCAAUGUAACAAGUUUCAAGAUGCUAUUCGUGUCUUCUGGAACAUGCUAUCAGACAAUGUUGUGCCGAAUGAAUUUACGCUGACAAGUGUUCUUAGUGCUUGUGCUCACUCAGGGGCAUUGGAUCAAGGAAAGUUGGUUCAUCAAUACAUAGAAUGUAAAAAGGUUAGCCUAAAUUCGGUGGAGCUUGGGACAGCAUUGGUUGAUAUGUAUGCAAAAUGUGGGUGCGUGGAUGAAGCUUUAAGGGUAUUUGAAAACUUGCCAGUAAAAAACGUGCAGACUUGGACAGCCAUUAUUAAUGGGUUGGCUGUGCAUGGGGACGCCUUAGGAGCAUUGGAAGUCUUUUCACGCAUGUUGGAGAAUGGUGUUCAACCUAAUGGAGUUACCUUCAUUGGUGUUCUCGAUGCUUGUUCUCAUGGAGGUUUUGUUGACGAGGCGAAAAGGUUAUUUGAACAAAUGAUUCAUACUUAUCAUCUGAAGCCAAACAUGGAGCAUUAUGGAUGCAUGGUUGAUCUACUUGGCCGGGCAGGGCACUUAGAAGAUGCAAAACAAAUCAUUGAUAACAUGCCAAUGAAGCCUAGCCCUGGUGUGUUGGGAGCUUUAUUUGGUGCCUGCAUGAUUCACAAGGAUUUUGUAAUGGGUGAGAAUGUAGGCAAUGCCUUUGUUAAUCUGCAGCCAAACCACAGUGGUGGAUAUGCACUUCUGGCAAACUUGUACUCAAUGUGUGAAAACUGGGAAGCAGCUUCUCAGGUGAGGAAGCUCAUGAAAGAAAGACAGGUGGAAAAGACUCCAGGAUAUAGUUGGAUUGAAGGGGCUGGUUUAAUUCAUGAGUUCAAAGCAAUUGACCAUUCACAUGUCAAAUCAUCUGGUGGUUAACCAAUGUUGGAGAGCUUAAUAUUGCAACAAUGCAUGUUUGGAAACUCUUCUACAGUUGAUUUUGAAGCCAAAAUCAAUUCCAAGGAGAAAUUUCAUUAGCUUUUGAGCUUUAGAAUGACUGUGAUGAAAGAGAAACCAAUCCUAACAUGCUUUUAAACUGGCUGCUCAAGCUCAACUGAAUGGAGAUUUUAACCUAGCAUCCAACACUAAUGUGGGUCAUGAAGUGUAUGCUUCGUUUUAUGUCUCCAAGACCCAGAAUCAAUCUGCUAUUGGAGAAGCUAAGGGAAGUAGCUUAUCUCCACUAUGAUUAUAGCUUUAACUUGGUUUCUGAACGAGUUUCCAAUAUUAAAGGAAGUUGUGAUGGAACCAUGUCCAGCCACAGAAUGUGGGUGCCAAUCUCAUUGCCCCUAAUAAAAAAAUAUAAAAAGCUUUAAUGGUCA
This is a messenger RNA of Lotus japonicus, 2204 nucleotides long. Its product is annotated as pentatricopeptide repeat-containing protein At1g50270. Gene Ontology annotation, biological process: RNA modification. Gene Ontology annotation, molecular function: protein binding; RNA binding. Lineage: Eukaryota; Viridiplantae; Streptophyta; Magnoliopsida; Fabales; Fabaceae. The coding region runs from base 52 to 1764 and encodes 570 amino acids. The record is from RefSeq and is a predicted model, not a curated record. The transcript has a single exon.